AUGGAUACCAUGCGCAUCCUCGACCAACACAUUGACCGGUCCCUGUUGACGCUUCCGCCUGCUGAAGCUGGCCAGUGUCAAUUCAUCUGGACCAAUGCGCCGCGCCCGCGACGGUCCAGGGAAGAGGAUGAACACACACUCGCAUCGCCCUCUACUACUGCUACAGAAUACAAGAAAAAUAGAAAGACCACGAUGCCGGCGACAGCAGAGAGCGACGCCGGCGGCUUGCUGGGAAUGCUGCAGCAGGCAUGCCGCCGCAGCGUCAGGGUUCCCCGCAAGCAGAUGCGGAAGAUCCUCACCAGGACGCAAGAUAACCGGCAGCAGCCGCACGGGCAAGGUCACGACGGCGUCAGGAGGUGGUCAGUGGCGACGCUCGUGGAGAGCGAGAGCUAUUAUGAGGAACGGACGAAGACGAAAGAGCAGUGA
Cordyceps fumosorosea ARSEF 2679 is the source of this 426-nucleotide messenger RNA. RefSeq lists its product as hypothetical. The record is from RefSeq and is a predicted model, not a curated record. The coding region runs from base 1 to 426 and encodes 141 amino acids. The transcript has a single exon. NCBI's taxonomy places the organism in Eukaryota, Fungi, Ascomycota, Sordariomycetes, Hypocreales, Cordycipitaceae.